Molecule: messenger RNA, 511 nt
Organism: Caenorhabditis elegans
Lineage: Eukaryota; Metazoa; Nematoda; Chromadorea; Rhabditida; Rhabditidae
Source: the annotation of a RefSeq genome assembly
AUUCGUCUUCCUUGACUGCCUUGUGUACGGCGGUCUCUUUUUAUUGAUUUUUUCCAAAUUCUUUUAUUGUGCUUUGUUAUUUGUUAUGAAAAUGAGCUAUCUUCUUUCGGAAAUUAUUAUUGUGCCACCAACAACAUCACGACACCAGUACAAUCGAUAUGUUCAAACAUCUGGAAACUAUUAUAAUAUUUCUGAUAUAUCCUAUCUAUACCACGUUGGAUUUCAAUUGGAAUAAGGAAAACAUUUUCUACCUCAAUGGGAGUAAAGGUCAAUCCGGGAGCUUUCCAAAGGGAAAUGCACGCGUUCUGCUAUAUGGAAUCCAUAUUAUGGAUGACAUAAUCAAAAAGUAUUAAGAAGAUUAUUUAAACUAUUUUCCGUCUAUUGGUGCAAUUUUGGAUCUCAUCCGCAUUGUGCACAAAAAUGGAGGAUUUCACAGAGUGGAUCCAUUUUGGCUUCUGGAAAGGAUUACAGAUGUUGCAAGCUCAAGACCAGAUAAUGCUUGGAGAGCACU